AUGACCGAUCUCAUCAUCAAAACCGAGGUCAAUGGGAACCUCGCUUUGGGUCAUAACAGCAUGGCUGAUUCACAGGUUCUCUGGAACCUGACUCAGGAGAGUCUUGACUACGCCGGCUUCCCCACAGACCAGUUGUUGGACUACUUGCCUGACCUAGGAAAUUCCUGGAUCUACCGCCCGGAGGAAUGGAAUAACACCUGGUCGAUGACCUGCCAGCCUACCGAGUCCAAGCCCGUGGACCUGAGGUUGGCCGCGAAUUGCACCUCAUUCGAAUCCAAGUUCGCGCCAUCGUUGCUCGAAAUGUUCCCGCAAGCUUAUUUCGGCGAGGACUUCCAUUACAACUACGGGGAUUAUUACAUCAACGAGACCUAUGUUCAGGAUCUCCUCGUCAUCAUGUAUGCAGCUAACUACACGGACUACGAGGAGUCGACCGGGACUUGGCGCACGAUCGAUUUGUCAAUGGGUGCUUUGCACGCGCACGGUGUCCCCAAGAAUGACUCUGAUUGGGACAUGUGUCGGUACGACGAAGGGGAGGCUGAACGAGCAUCCUACAGCCGGAUCGAUUGUCGCGUGAAGCGUGACCUUGGCAGCUUUGGUGAUGCAUUUUUCGGCGCGUUUCCCGAUGCCGGCGAUGUAAGCGCUAUCCCCACCAGCUUUGUAGGGAACUUCUUUGCCCGAUUUAAGCAAGAAGCAAUAGAGGACCUGGAGAUCUCGACCAUCACGCCCCGAGACCUUCAGCGCUUCUAUCAGGUGUAUAUGGCCACCAAGGAUACUCAGAAUAAAUUGCCGGUUCAGCGUCUGAUGAGUGUCCAAGUUGCCGCCGUGCAAUUGUCCACCGCGUUCAUUGCGGUUUUCGGGCUCCUCGCCCUCUUCAAUUGUCUUGCCGGAGCUGCUUAUGGCCUCAUGUUCUUGCAUCACCGCGAAGCUGUGGCGGCGGUACCCCAAUCGAAGCUAGAUUGGCUGCUGCAGUCCGUCACCUCGAGGAUGACGUCCGUAAGAGGUCUGGGGUAUACGCUUCCAAUGCCGGCAACACCUGCGGAACGGCAAGCAGAAAACGGGUGGCGUUACAGUGCAGAGAGGAGACGCGCUCAGUUCGAAGGAGCCGUCUACGAUGCGACAUGGGCUGAGCACAACCAAUCCAUCCCAGACUUUACCACAUUGCCUCCUGAGUUCCCAGUCAAGAUGUCCGAGACACGCCAUCCUGCACCUUCCUACACGCUCGGACCGUCAUAG
Molecule: messenger RNA, 1233 nt
Organism: Cladophialophora yegresii CBS 114405
Lineage: Eukaryota; Fungi; Ascomycota; Eurotiomycetes; Chaetothyriales; Herpotrichiellaceae
Exons: 1
Coding region: 1-1233 (410 amino acids)
Source: RefSeq, a predicted model, not a curated record